This is a messenger RNA of Eublepharis macularius, 7656 nucleotides long. RefSeq names its product neurexin 1 (gene NRXN1). The record is from RefSeq and is a predicted model, not a curated record. The transcript is spliced from 20 exons. Lineage: Eukaryota; Metazoa; Chordata; Lepidosauria; Squamata; Eublepharidae. The coding region runs from base 50 to 4501 and encodes 1483 amino acids.
ACCACUCCCCCCUCCUCCUCCCCCUUUCCCCCACCCCACCCCACGAAGAAUGGGGCCUGUGCUCCUCAGACGUGGAGGGUGCCUCCUGCUUUGGAUGGCGCUGCUCCUGGGAUGCUGGGCUGAGCUAGGCAGUGGCCUUGAGUUCCCAGGAGCGGAGGGCCAGUGGACUCGCUUCCCUAAGUGGAACGCUUGCUGUGAGAGUGAGAUGAGCUUCAACAUGAAGACCCGCAGCUCCAGUGGCCUGGUCCUUUAUUUUGAUGAUGAAGGCUUCUGUGACUUCUUGGAGCUAAUCCUGACCCAAGGUGGGCGUCUCCAGCUCAGCUUCUCGAUCUUCUGCGCUGAGCCUGCCACCUUGCUCUCCGACAUGACCAUCAAUGACAACCUGUGGCACACAGUGGUCAUCCGCCGCAAUUUUAAAAACACGACACUGUUAAUUGACCAGGCUGAGGCUAAGUGGGUGGAAGUGAAAUCCAAGCGGCGGGACAUGACGGUCUUUAGUGGCCUCUUUCUAGGAGGCCUGCCGCCUGAGUUGCGCUCAUCUACUCUAAAAGUAACUCUCUCUUCGGUGAAGGAUCGUGAGCCCUUCAAAGGAUGGAUAACAGAUGUAAGGGUCAACUAUACACAGUCCUCACCUGUGGAGAGUCAAGAAGUGCGACUGGAGGAUGAUCAGAGUCACUUAUGUGCCAGGGAUGACGUUUGUCUCAAUGGCGGUGUCUGCUCUGUGCUCAACGACCAGGCCGUCUGUGACUGCUCUCAAACAGGCUUCCGUGGGAAGGACUGCAGUGAAGGUCUGGCGCACCUGAUGAUGGGCGACCAAGGCAAGGAAGAAUACAUCGCAACAUUCAAAGGAUCAGAGUAUUUCUGCUACGACUUGUCCCAGAAUCCUAUCCAAAGCAGCAGUGACGAAAUAACGCUUUCCUUUAAAACUCUUCAGAGGAACGGACUAAUGCUUCAUACUGGAAAAUCAGCUGAUUAUGUCAACCUUGCCCUGAAAAAUGGAGCCGUCUCUUUGGUUAUUAAUUUGGGCUCAGGGGCCUUUGAAGCACUGGUGGAACCCGUGAAUGGGAAAUUUAAUGACAAUGCCUGGCAUGAUGUCAAAGUAACCAGGAAUCUGCGUCAGCACUCAGGCAUUGGACACGCUAUGGUGACAAUAUCAGUGGAUGGAAUUCUGACUACGACGGGCUACACACAAGAAGACUACACCAUGUUGGGCUCCGAUGACUUUUUCUAUGUUGGAGGCAGUCCUAGCACAGCAGACUUGCCAGGGUCACCAGUCAGUAACAACUUUAUGGGCUGUCUUAAAGAGGUUGUAUAUAAAAAUAAUGAUGUGAGGCUGGAACUAUCUCGGCUUGCCAAGCAAGGAGAUCCUAAAAUGAAGAUCCACGGAAUUGUAGCAUUUAAAUGUGAGGAUGUAGCGACUUUGGAUCCAAUCACUUUUGAAACACCAGAGUCCUUUAUCUCUUUACCAAAGUGGAAUGCCAAAAAAACAGGUUCAAUAUCAUUUGACUUCCGCACUACUGAGCCAAAUGGGUUGAUCCUUUUCAGCCAUGGCAAACCACGACAUCAAAAAGAUGCCAAACAUCCGCAAAUGGUCAAGGUUGACUUCUUUGCUAUUGAGAUGCUUGAUGGCCACCUCUACCUGCUGUUGGACAUGGGAUCUGGUACAAUUAAAAUAAAAGCUUUACUGAAGAAGGUGAAUGAUGGAGAAUGGUACCAUGUUGACUUUCAAAGGGACGGACGAUCUGGUACUAUUUCUGUCAACACAAUGCGUACCCCUUAUACUGCACCUGGAGAAAGUGAGAUCUUGGACCUAGAUGAUGACUUGUAUCUUGGAGGUUUGCCAGAAAACAAAGCAGGAUUGGUCUUUCCAACAGAGGUCUGGACAGCACUACUCAAUUACGGCUAUGUGGGCUGCAUUCGGGACCUGUUUAUUGAUGGUCAAAGCAAAGACAUUCGGCAAAUGGCAGAGAUCCAGAGCACUUCUGGAGUGAAGCCUUCAUGUUCAAGGGAGACAGCAAAGCCAUGUUUGAGCAACCCUUGUAAAAACAAUGGCGUGUGUAGGGAUGGCUGGAACAGAUACGUCUGUGAUUGUUCUGGCACAGGCUAUCUGGGCAGGUCAUGUGAGAGAGAGGCAACAGUUCUAAGCUACGAUGGAAGCAUGUUUAUGAAAAUACAACUCCCCGUGGUGAUGCACACUGAAGCAGAAGACGUGUCAUUACGGUUCAGGUCUCAGCGGGCUUAUGGCAUUUUAAUGGCCACGACUUCUAGAGAAUCUGCUGACACGCUGCGUUUAGAACUGGAUGCAGGACGAGUUAAGCUAACAGUCAACCUAGACUGUAUCAGGAUUAACUGUAAUUCCAGCAAAGGUCCAGAAACCCUUUUUGCUGGCUAUAACCUCAAUGACAAUGAGUGGCACACAGUGCGUGUGGUUCGGCGAGGAAAAAGCUUAAAGUUAAUGGUGGAUGACCAGCAAGCUAUGACAGGUCAAAUGGCUGGAGAUCACACAAGACUGGAAUUUCAUAACAUAGAGACAGGAAUCAUUACAGAACGCCGUUAUUUGUCCUCAGUCCCUUCCAACUUCAUUGGCCAUCUGCAAAGCCUCACCUUCAAUGGCAUGGCAUACAUUGACUUGUGUAAAAAUGGGGACAUUGACUACUGUGAACUAAAUGCCCGGUUUGGCUUCAGGAACAUUAUAGCUGAUCCAGUCACCUUCAAGACAAAAGCCAGCUAUGUCGCUCUUGCCACUUUGCAAGCCUACACCUCUAUGCACCUGUUUUUCCAGUUCAAAACAACAGCCUUCGAUGGGUUAAUACUCUACAACAGUGGAGAUGGGAAUGACUUCAUCGUGGUUGAGUUGGUGAAAGGGUAUUUACACUAUGUGUUUGAUCUGGGCAAUGGUGCAAACCUGAUCAAGGGAAGUUCCAAUAAGCCUCUGAAUGACAACCAGUGGCACAAUGUGAUGAUUUCACGGGACACCAAUAACCUCCAUACGGUGAAAAUCGACACAAAAAUCACAACGCAGAGCACAGCAGGAGCAAGAAACCUAGAUCUAAAAAGUGACUUGUAUAUUGGAGGAGUGGCGAAAGAAACCUACAAAUCCUUGCCAAAGUUGGUCCAUGCAAAAGAGGGGUUUCAAGGCUGUCUUGCCUCCGUGGACCUGAAUGGGCGCCUUCCAGACCUGAUCUCAGAUGCUCUGUUUUGCAACGGGCAGAUUGAACGAGGAUGUGAAGGGCCCAGCACUACGUGCCAAGAGGACUCAUGUGCGAACCAAGGCGUCUGCUUGCAGCAGUGGGAUGGCUUCAGUUGUGACUGUAGCAUGACCUCCUUCAGUGGAACGCUGUGCAAUGACCCUGGAACAACAUACAUAUUUAGCAAAGGUGGUGGACAGAUCACAUACACGUGGCCUCCCAACGAUCGGCCCAGCACGCGUGCGGAUAGGCUGGCAAUAGGGUUUAGCACAGUUCAGAAAGAAGCCAUCUUGGUGCGAGUGGAUAGCUCUGCUGGGCUCGGUGAUUAUUUAGAGCUGCAUAUCCACCAAGGAAAAAUUGGAGUUAAAUUUAAUGUUGGAACAGAUGAUAUCGCAAUUGAAGAAGUCAACGCAAUCAUUAACGAUGGAAAAUACCAUGUAGUACGUUUUACAAGAAGUGGUGGUAAUGCCACAUUACAGGUGGACGGCUGGCCUGUUAUAGAACGCUACCCAGCAGGAAACAAUGAUAACGAGCGCCUGGCGAUUGCUAGACAGCGAAUUCCAUAUCGGCUUGGUCGAGUAGUUGAUGAAUGGCUACUCGACAAAGGACGUCAGCUCACAAUCUUCAAUAGCCAAGCAACGAUAAAAAUUGGAGGCAAGGAGCGAGGUCAUCCAUUUCAGGGUCAGCUUUCUGGACUCUACUACAAUGGCUUGAAAGUCCUGAACAUGGCUGCCGAGAACGAUGCCAACAUAGUGAUAGAAGGGAACGUGAGACUUGUUGGUGAAGUGCCUUCUAUGACAACUGAGUCAACUGCCACUGCAAUGCAGUCUGAGAUGUCCACAUCAGUUAUGGAAACCACCACCACUCUAGCUACAAGUACAGCUAGAAGAAAGCCAACCACAAAAGAACCCAUCGGUCAGACCACAGAUGACAUCCUGGUGGCCUCCGCGGAAUGCCCCAGCGACGACGAGGACAUUGAUCCCUGUGAGCCGAGCUCAGGUGGGUUAGCAAGUCCCACCAAGGCUGGAGGAAGAGGAUAUCCCAGUUCAGAUGAGGUGGUCCGGGAAUCCAGCAGCACAACUGGCAUGGUGGUGGGGAUCGUGGCAGCAGCUGCUCUGUGCAUUCUCAUCCUCCUCUAUGCCAUGUACAAGUAUAGAAACCGGGAUGAAGGGUCCUACCAUGUUGAUGAGAGUCGAAACUACAUCAGUAACUCAGCACAGUCCAACGGGGCUGUGAUUAAGGAAAAGCAACCAAACAGCUCUAAAAGCUCCAGCAAAAAUAAGAAAAACAAGGAUAAGGAAUACUACGUCUGAUCCCAACAGCUGAAAGAACAAUUGUAUAGAAAUAGUCUUCAUUUUAUCUGAGACAUAAAAACAAAACUUAUUUACUUUACUUUUUAUGAAGCACAUUCAAAGUUUAAAAAAAAUGGGAAAACAAGAACACAGGGAAUGCAAUCAGAAAGGAAAGACUUUUUUUUAAAAAAAAGGAAAGAAAAAAAGUGAAAUAAGCAUUUCAUGCUCUUGUUUCACUGAAACAGGAGUCAAUAAUCCCCUAACAUCCACAGUGUUUUCAUUUACUCUGCAGUCUUUAAGUUGCUGGAAUGUUUCUGAAGACGAUGUUGGUACCGCACAUUCAUAAGGCAAGGAGUAUUACUACAAAAACAUCACCCAGCACAACACGAAAUGAAAUAAACUGCAACAACAAAAGUGAAAUCUCUCACACACAAACAUACACACAAAAGAAGCUACCUAUGAGUCUGGAUUUAGCCAAAGUGCUAGCACUUUCCUGAGGAGUAAGUUAGUCUUAUUACCUGAAGAAACUCUGCUGUCCUACACAAGCGCUCAUCAAGCAGACCUCGAAAGAGCUUGCCACCCAGUGCAACGAAGCAAUGAUUGGAGCUGGGGUUUGAAGUGAAGUGCUGGCUUUUCUGAAUAAACCACAUUUAAAAAAGAAAGAAAGAAAGAAAACACUUUCCAAAAAAAGCCCCUUUCUGGUUGUGAGGAAAACAGUAUAGCGGCCUUAUUUUCAAAAAUAACAAUAAACAAGAAAAGAGAAAUAUAAGGCUUAUUUUUCACACACCACUAACAAACAAACCUGAGGGGAAAGAUGCAAUCAUUGGGGGGGGGAAAUCAUGCACGCUUAAUAUGUUAUUACAUAUGUUUAUAUUAAAAAUACAUCUAUAUGUGCUUUCUGGACUGUGAUAAGUGAUGUUUUCUAGCCUGUUGUAUAGAAAAUGCAAACUAUAUCGGCUCUUCAACCAUUUUUGGUAAACUCAAUGUUCUAAGUGUUGCUAGAUAUAGAACAUUUUACCACAUCUGGAGCAACCAACAUUUCUGUUUACUUUUGCAGCCAUGAGAAAUUGCCACAAUGUUUCUUCCCCUCCUGCAACUGAUUCUUUUUCCUUACUUUUUUUUCUUUUCUUGGUUUGUUUUAAUUUACAGUACAGUGAAUACACUAAGAGGGAUGUGUAUGAAUGUAUAUAAGAGUCAGCUAAUUUUCUUCUUAACCUGUACAGCCUCUCUCUUUUGUUGCAGUUCAGUUAUAGUAGUUUGUAUGAAAGAAGUGGAUUUAGAAAGCAAAUAUAUAUAGAUCUAAACAUCGUACUUUUCUUCUCCAAUUGCCUAUCCACUCCCAAUAUAUAUCGGCCAAACAAAUUGAAAUCAUGUGGUUUCUGCCACCCGCCUAGACUGGACACAAGUGAAUUGUUAAAAGUGACCUUUGCACUUCAGUUCAGAUCACAUCAUUGGCCAGUGUAGUUGGCUGCUCCCCAGGAAGUGAGGAAAAGGUCAGAUUCCUUAGGAUUUUUUAUACAAAUCUUUGUCACUGUAUAUCAUUUGCCUGGCAUUCAGAACACAACUACUAAACUGGUGGUUGAUAAGAGAAUUCAAGUCUGCCUUUUGAAUUACAUUAGCUCUUCACGCUGAGGCAUUCCCCAGUUAUGAAAAAAAAUGCGUUUUGAGCUUAAACUGCAUGCAAAAACAGGAGUCCAAGUGCACAUUUUGUUAUCAGAGGAAGUAUUCAGUGUAGUUUUCCUUUUUUUAAAAAAAAAAUUUUUAUCCCACCUUGCCUCCUCUUCUAAGAUAAGUUGGUUUGGUGGUUCAGUAAUUAACAUGCUUUAAGCUUCUCUGCAUAGAUAUACAUUUAAACAUUUAAUGCUUUGGUUUAAAUACAUGCUUGUGCUAUAAGUUAGCAAUUAAAACAAAAAUUAAAAGACUGCUCCACCAGAUUCCCAAAAAUGUCAUUGUGUAACAUCUCACUCGCAGAGAGAUACAAAGGGAAUACAUUAGGCCAAGAGAAAGUAGUUCAGUAGAGAAUCAGCCAUAUCUUGAAAGGCCUCCUGGGAGGAUGAGAAUGGUUCACGCUUUACAGACAGGAAGAAGGAAUUUAAAAUUAGCUUUAACCAGCAGGACUCUGUAUCUUCUUGUGUGUUGUUUGCUACCACUGAAGUAAAACAUUGGGAAUCAAUGAAGCACUUGGUCUUCAAUACAGCAAUAUCUUACAAACACAUGCAAAACAGUUGUGUUAUUGCCAUCUUUGGAAACUGCCAAACAGUUUGAUCACGCUGUAUGUCAAAAGGUUGCAGAUUGGGGUGUGCGUGUGAAUAUUUGAAGGAAGUGUCAGUAAGGCUACAUAAUCUAAAAAUACUUUGCCCAAUCACUCUCCUCCUGUACCUUCUUCAUAAGUGACCAGGGGAGGUCAGCAAAAGGGCUCUGGCUUUCAUAUACAAAAUGAAACAAACUGCCAAUGAGAAAUGCAUUUCCACAACAGUAAGGUUACAUGAAAGGGGAGAGAUAUUCUGCUCCUUGGAGUUCUCUACCACUGCCGCAAUCUGAGCCGAUGGCACAAGGUUCUCUUGUGGCUUCAUAUUGACUCUGUUAACUCACCUAACUUGGCCAGAUUAUUUUUCUGAGCAAUUAACGUGACUACCAUAAGGAAUAAGUAAUAGGGGAUGGCUAUUUCUAGAAAAAGGUAAUUUAAAACUGUUUUCUGGGGAGUUACUCCUGUUCUUCCUUGUUGAUUUUGUGACUUAAUAAUGAACAAAGAAGUGUUUGCAUUUAUCAGAUGUUACAGUAGCUAUAUUAAAACACCUUUCUCUUUUCAAAAUGCAUAACAAAUACUUUAAUCCCAUCUCUAUAAUAAUCUAGUUUGUUUGUCUAAAGCUGCAACCCUAUACACAUUUACUAGAGAGUAAGACCCACUGAAAUAAGUAGGACUUCUUCUGAGUAAGCGUGUUUAGGAUUGUGCUGUGAGAUGGCUUUGGGUUUUUUUUUAAUUACUGUAUUGUGUUGCCUUUUUAACAAUACACUAAAAUGUGUGAAAUUAUUCAUUCCCAAGAUAUCAAAAAAAGGUCAGAAGCCCUUAACCUUAUAGUGCUUUCUGUGAUAGGUAUUUACAAUUUUUUUAUUUGUUGCAAGGCCAAUUUAUCCAUUAUUGGAAAUGCUAAGCAAGUGGAAUUUACCGUUUUGUU